AUGGCUAAAUCAUUAAGAUCCAAACCUAAGUUGAGGGCUAAGUCGUUGAAGCGUAAGGGCGAGUUCGAGGGAAUAGUCGAUGCUAGAAACAAGAGAUUGUCUGAGAAGAUGGAAAAGGAGACCAAGAGACAGGAGGAGAUGAAGCAGGCUGCUAAAGCGGAAGAAGGAGUCGAAGAAGAUGAGAAGAUGGCAGUUGACGGUGAAAAGAAGAAGAAGGUAAGCACUUCGGGGUGGAGGGACUCGAGAAAGCAGCAGUACAAGCAGAAGAAGCUCCAGAAGAAGAAGAACAUGAAGUUUUAG
This is a messenger RNA of Debaryomyces tyrocola, 300 nucleotides long. Lineage: Eukaryota; Fungi; Ascomycota; Pichiomycetes; Serinales; Debaryomycetaceae. The record is from the annotation of a GenBank genome assembly.